CGGCCCGGCCCGGCGAUGCCCGCACCCGGCGCGCCAUGAGCGCGGAGGCGGAGAGCCCCCAGGCGGGGACCGGCAAAGGCGGCGGCCCGGCAGCCCCAGAGCCCGGCUCGCCUGCCGGCAUGGAGCCGGCGCUGGCGCCUGCCUCCCCACGGGCGGUGCCGGGGGGCGGCCUGUUCGGGUGGCUGCGCGGGCGCGGCCUGGGCCGCAGCGCCGCUGUGGACCCGGCGCGGGACACCUUCCGCGCCAUGACCGGGCUGUACGGCUCCAUCCAGCCCGCCGACUCCGUGUACCUCAGCACCCGCACGCACGGCGCCGUCUUUAACCUCGAGUACUCGCCCGACGGGUCAGUGUUGACUGUUGCUUGUGAACAGACUGAAGUGCUGCUUUUUGACCCAAUAUCUUCAAAGCACAUCAAAACUCUCUCUGAAGCUCAUGAAGACUGUGUAAAUAAUAUCAGGUUUCUAGAUAAUCGGCUGUUUGCAACUUGCUCCGAUGACACUACGAUAGCACUUUGGGAUCUCAGAAAACUGAACACAAAAGUGUGCACUUUACAUGGUCACACCAGCUGGGUUAAGAACAUCGAGUAUGAUACCAACACAAGGUUAUUAGUAACAUCGGGGUUCGAUGGAAAUGUGAUCAUCUGGGACACGAACAGGUGCACAGAGGAUGGAUGUCCCCACAAGAAGUUCUUUCACACCCGUUUUCUUAUGCGAAUGAGGCUGACCCCAGACUGUUCCAAGAUGUUGAUCUCAACCUCCUCUGGAUAUCUUCUGAUUUUGCAUGACCUUGACCUGAACAAAUCUUUAGAGGUUGGCAGCUACCCAAUUUUAAGAGCUAGGAGGACUGCAUCAAGUUCAGACAUCACCUCAUCAGGCCCCUCUGGUCCUCGAGCUGUUGGUUCGCCAUGUCACCAAAGUGAGUCAGGUCCACUCUCUGAGAAGCACAUGUCACGGUCCUCCCAGCGAGAAGGUGGAUCUCCGAGAAAUAGUUUGGAGGUCUUAACACCAGAGGUUCCUGGAGAAAGAGACCGAGGCAACUGCAUCACUUCACUACAGCUGCAUCCCAAAGGGUGGGCGACGCUUCUGCGCUGCUCGAGUAACACGGAUGACCAGGAGUGGACUUGUGUCUAUGAAUUCCAGGAAGGAGCCCCCGUGCGCCCCAUCUCCCCUCGCUGUUCCCUGCGAUUGACUCAUUGCAUUGAAGAGGCCAACGUGGGCCGGGGCUACAUCAAAGAGCUGUGCUUCAGCCCCGACGGCCGCAUGAUUUCAUCCCCCCACGGCUUCGGGAUCCGCCUUCUGGGCUUUGAUGCACACUGCAGCGAACUUGUCGACUGUUUGCCCAAAGAAGCCAGUCCCCUGAAGGAAAUCCGUUCCCUCUACUCUCACAACGACGUGGUCCUGACCACCAAGUUUUCCCCAACGCACUGUCAGAUCGCCUCGGGGUGCCUUAGCGGACGCGUGUCUCUCUAUCAGCCAAAGUUCUAGGCACAUCUUGCACCCACUUCAGAUAUUUGUGGGGUUCCCUUCAGUUGAGUCGAGGUGCAUUGUGGAAUCUCUGCAUCCAGCUCAGACCAUAGUUUCCGUGGUCUUUGGGCACCACAGUGAAGGCGUUCCCAGCCCUGCACUGUGUUCCCAUCCCCCCAUGUCCUUCCCAGCAGACCUCUGCUCCUGCUGAUCCUGUGCCAUCAAGUCAUAGUUCUGGUUUGUUUGUACCAUAACACUUGUCAUUUCCCUCAGUGCAGCUUGAAUGGGCUGUGAGGGGGCAGGGGUGGCAGUUCAGCCAGAAUUGGCACAGGCUCCCCAGGUGCAACACCUCCCGGUUCCUCAGCAGCAGCUCCUCUGCUGAACUGCCACACCUACACUUCCUGGCCCUUUCUGUUGACGGAACUUAUACAGUGGAUAUUGGAUAAUGAGUUGUUUCUCCACAUAAUUAACACAGUUGGUUACUGUAACAAAAAGAAAAGAAAGUUUUGGUUUUGUUUAUAUAUUAGGUUGAUUCUGGUUGUCUAGAAAAAUGAGUUGAUUUUUCUUAAUGUUCUGCUGCAGGUAAGACAUUAGGUUUUCUCUGCAAAUAUUGUGUUUAUUGCCAGAAGGAAGGGGUUCUGGAUGGAGAUGUAGCUGCAUUUAUUCCUCAAAGAAUUUAGUAGGAAAAGAUUGGGGCAGGGAGGCAGAAGUUGAACCUGCCCUGGACCCACUGCAGACAAACUGCUUGGGUGGUUCAUGCAGGGGAGUGUCCUUGGUCAGCCUCUUCUGCACAGCUUGGACACCUCACUGCCAGGGUUUCUGUUGAAGGGACCUUUCCACAUCAGUUACACAAACCUUCAUCCCACAUUUGAAACUUAACACUGCAGAAUUUUCUGCUGGUGUUGAGUCUGUCUCCCCUCUGACUAUUGUCCACCCCUCACCUGCACCAUUGCUGAGAGAGGAGCUCACCUAGGAUUUGUCUGUGGUAUCACCAGAUAAGCCUUUCUUGACAGGUACUGUCAGUUUGGGGAUGGAUUAAAAGCAUACCUGUCUAGAGUAAGAUCUGUUUGGAUUUAACCAUGCUUAGUGUCAGAUGUGAAAAACACUAGUGUUCACCACUAAAUCACAACUAAGUAUGAAUGCCAAGUUUGACCCCUCAAGGUAAUAAGGUAACCCUGUAAACACAGUUAUUUCUGUCUUGUCCAUAUCAAGUUUUAAUAUUCUUAUCACUUACCUGUUACAAGAUUAUUUUUUUUUGUUGUGUUUCACUAAGUUUUUGCUGACCAAACACACAACUCAAUUCAGCAGGAAACUUCACCUAAAUAGGACUGUCAUAUUUUGGUGUUCAGAUUUACCAUCUCCAGUGCAGCAGUGUGUGCUUUUUUUUAACAGCUGAGUCUCAUAGAGCCUGUUGCAAAAUAUGUGUCUGGGAAGAAGACACCUUACGAAGAUGAGGUGGAAAACCAUAACAUGGCUGGGAUACCAUAACAUCACUGGGAAACCAUAACAUGGCUGAAAAAACAUAAGCCUGGUGAUCCUCUUGUAGGUUGGAAUUUGUGUCUGCAGCCUAGUCUGGGUCAUGGUGGAGAAGUCAUUGAAACUUCAAGCUUCUCUGCAUUGUGAGAAAAAAGAAAUUCUCUCUUGGAGAAUUUAUUUCCUAAUACAUAGCCUUCAAUAUUGGGUAUUUGGUAAUCUGGUGACUAGUUAAUUACUCCUGCAGUGGGUUUUCAACAUCUCUAGCAACUGACUGCUAAAGGACUUGCGUUCUGGUAGUCAAGUACCUGCAGCUGACAGACUUCCCCCUGUUGGGUAACAGUCCUAAACUUUCUAUUUUUGUGGGGUUUUAACAGAAUGGUGUCUCAGAAUAUUGUCCCAGCUGGAGGAGUACGAAUGAUUUAAAAAGUAAAUGUACUCAAUAAACUUAAAAUGCAAAUAAAUGCUCAUAGGCUUCUCAGAUAGCACCUCACAGGUUGAAAUGUUCCAUGGCACAUCUGAGCAGUUUCAUUGAUGCUGAAACCAUUGUCUCAAAGUCGGAAGUUGACUGGGGAAGUCAUAAAUUAAGACAGAGGCCCUGCUUUCCAAAGAGGGCUGACUCUGAAGUUAAAAUACUCAUUCAGAUACUCCUGAAUGCCUUUGGAACUGUGAGCUAGGAACACAAUCCAUAAAAAGGUAUUUUUUCACUUGAGGUUAAUCGACUAAACCAUGAAAAAUGGGGCAUAGUGACUGAAAUAAUAAAAUAUGCGUGUCACUGGGACCAGUUAGAAGUGCAUCACUUCAUGUGCUCCCAGCUUCUUGUGGGGCAGCUGGUGACCCUGAGCCUCGGGGACAGGCUGGAUUUCCUGGGUUGGUAAAAACAGCCCUCGGGGACUACCCUGCUCUGUGAUUUCAAGCAAUAGAAGUGAAGUGUGCAGGAAGAUGAGAUUUUUAUGCAAAUGAAGAGCUAAGCUACAAGGAGUUUUUAAUUGGCCAAGCUGGGGGCGGGGGGUAGAAACCCAAACCAAACCAAGUGUGGGGCAAAACUGAGCACUGUUCUUGAUGGUCAUCCAGCAGAAGUGCCAAGUUUGCUGUUCCUGACAUGUUCUGAAGCAGAAUGCAUUGUGACUGUAUCAACACACUUAUUUCUCUGCUCUCCCCUCCCCCCCGUUGUGAACAGUUGUGUCCUGUUAGGAAUAAAUGAACAAAGCAGUUUUCCCCUGUCCCCAGGCACUCACCCUCCCCAGGCUGCUCUUCUCUCAUCUUGUGUUUCCUUAAACAUCAUUAAAGGGACUACAGUUAAUGAUCUGAAGAAACAUUAAAUACUGUUCUCACAGGCUUGAGCUGUAUUUGCUAUGGAGAAGCAGCACCUAUGAAAUCAAAGCAGUUGUUGGUCAGUCUGUCUGUCUGGUUUUGGUUUUUCCUGUCAGAAAUUCCUUGAGCUGGUAGAUUGCUUGUAAGUUGAAUUCUAUGCCUGUUAAUAUGCACUGAGUGUUACUUUUUUAAUUCUACCUCAUGAAAUGUUGGUUUUUAGGAGAGAAUUGUGCUGAAGCAUUGGACCCUGGCUCUUCUGCAUAAAGAACUGUCACUUCUGAGUGACACAUGUCACCGCACCCAGAGCUGCUUGUGGAGGGGCUGCUGGGCAGGGGGCAGCUCUGAUCCUAAAGCUGACCUGGGUGAGGGGCUUGAUGACACGUUGGUGCUUUCCUGACAUGUCCAGCAGAUGCAUUUUUAUAUGGAUUCUGUCCAUGUGUGCUGUAGAAAUGUUACCUAGUUCUUCUGAUGACAUUUGUAGUAAGUUUGAAUUAGAGUAAAUAGGUAAUCUUAGAUUUUGGUCAUUUGAUUACUCCUUUUCAACAACACUUGGAAAUAUCCAAUGAAGGUUAAUCUGUGAAGUUUAUUUUACGUGUGAAGUUCACGUAACACUUAUGAAACAGUAUGCAGUAGUUUAUAACUGAUAUGCCUUGCAGUUGCAUCUUAGUAGAAGGAGUGAUUUCCAGUUGUCUCUUUCAAUAGUAAUACGUUGCCUUAUUGAAUUAAUGAAGUAAUUUGUUAGUGAGCUUUGGAUUAUUUCUAGAUAGUCAAAAAAGGUUUAUCUUACUGUUAUGUUUCAAAAGGUGAAUUCUUAAUCUUCCAGAGCUAUAUAAAACUGUCUGAAACAAAUACAAAAAAAUGUUAAAGCAGUAGAUGAGAGACUGCACUUAGCAGCCAAGCAUGGUGGUGGGUUUAUACCAGAGGUUUCUUUAAACUGGGUGACUUGACCAUGGAAGUGUUGGAUCACUUGGUAAAUUUUACAGUAUUUCUGCUGAAGACAGAGCUCUCUGUUUGAUUGUAAAGCAUGCAGUAUGUUUUUUAAAUGCAUGGUUUCAUAUUCAUUAACUUCUGUAGUAAAAGAAUUCCUCUGCUUACGGCAUGGCUGAUCAGCAGAAGCAGAUGAGCUGCACAAUUUAGUUCUCUGCAGGAAUCUCGGAGUCCAGCAGUGUCUGCAGGAACCAAAUGAGUGUUUGAAGCUAGUAAUCCUUUUGUAAUAGUCCAGUGACUGUCUGUUGUGGGAGUAAAUGCAUUUUCUGAGUAUUCCAUUAAUUAGAAGUCAGUCGUUAAAUCACUGCAGCACUGUCGGAUGUGAGGGGAGGGGGAGAGGAACUAUUCAUAGGACUAUACAAUGACAUUCAUGUAUAUAUGUACUUUUUUGUAUGAGGUGUGUGUGUAUUUCAGUAUAUAUACAGCCACUUGUCAAAUGUGUGUAGUUCAGGGAAAAAUGUAACCUCCAAACAGAGCUAUUGGGGAUAGGAGGAAAAGCACAGUGAUACGGACACACACACACGCUUGUUUGCACUCUUGGGGUCUUGGUAAGGACAGUUGGUUGCCUACUACCAGAAUUAGAAUGUAAACAUCAGGUUUUUCUUGGGUUUUUUUCUUUGGGGGGAGGGACUGGUUGAUUUUGGUGGGGUUUUUUUGUUUCUUUGUAGGUGGUGUGAUUUUUUUUUCUUCUUUUUUGAUGAUUUUUUUUUUGUUAAAUUUGGGUAACACUGAUGUGAGGAAGGUCCAGAUACUGUAAAAUAUGGGUCUGUUGCUCUAGGAAAUGUGGACUUUUAUUAAAAAUAAAGAAAUACACUUGCCAAAUGAAAGCUUUCAUAAGUUUACAAGAUCCUAAAAACUUGGAGCAAAUUGAGAAAGUCAGCAGACCAUAAUAUUUUUGUCCUGCAGGAAAAACAAACUUCUUGUUUCCUGAUCUUGGUCAAAGGUGCAUUUUCUUAAGCACUAAAGUAUCUUCAGUUAAGUAUAAGGUUUUUAAUACAAGAACAAUUUGUGCAUGUAGAGUAUUUUGAAAUACCUGAGAUUUCAUAGUAAAAAUUGUAGCCUUUUAAUACAGCAUAGAAAGUAUCAGAACUGCUCUGAAAAUAUUGUACUUACAGCCGUACAGUAACUUACUAUUUGUGGACAGUUUCUCUUGCUUGCAUAAUAAAUUAAACAUUUAAUAAUUCAGUGAAUUAAAAUCUAUUUUAAUGUAUCUUAAA
This is a messenger RNA of Apus apus (common swift), 6454 nucleotides long. RefSeq names its product DDB1 and CUL4 associated factor 10 (gene DCAF10). The record is from RefSeq and is a predicted model, not a curated record. The transcript is spliced from 7 exons. The coding region runs from base 36 to 1484 and encodes 482 amino acids. Lineage: Eukaryota; Metazoa; Chordata; Aves; Apodiformes; Apodidae. Gene Ontology annotation, molecular function: protein binding. Gene Ontology annotation, cellular component: Cul4-RING E3 ubiquitin ligase complex.